AUGGCAACUACCGUCGACAAAAUUAAGGAGAUCGAGGCCGAAAUGGCUCGGACUCAGAAAAACAAAGCCACGUCUUUCCAUUUGGGCCAACUUAAGGCAAAAUUGGCCAAAUUGAAGAGGGAGUUAUUGACACCAACAUCAUCGGGCGGCGGCGGAGGUAGUGGUUUCGAUGUCGCCAGGACAGGCGUGGCCUCGGUCGGAUUCAUUGGUUUCCCUUCGGUGGGCAAGUCGACCCUGAUGAGUCGUUUGACUGGCCAACACUCGGAAGCCGCAGCCUACGAAUUCACCACCCUCACCACCGUCCCCGGCCAGGUCAUGUACAAUGGUGCGGCUAUUCAAAUGCUGGAUCUGCCUGGUAUCAUUCAGGGAGCCAAGGAUGGCAAGGGACGUGGUCGCCAGGUCAUCGCCGUGGCAAAGACAUGCCACUUGAUCUUCAUCGUCCUCGACGUGAACAAACCACUAACGGAUAAAAGAAUCAUCGAGGCUGAACUGGAGGGCUUUGGGAUUCGCAUCAAUAAGGAGCCGCCGAAUAUUGUGUUUAAGAAGAAAGACAAAGGUGGACUGAACAUUACCAGCACUGUUCCGCUCACCCAUAUUGAUCACGACGAGAUUAAGGCCGUCAUGAACGAAUACCGCAUCUCCUCGGCUGACAUUGCAAUUCGGUGCGAUGCGACCAUUGACGACCUGAUCGACGUGCUUGAGGCCAAGAGCAGGAGUUACAUACCAGUCAUAUAUGCACUUAACAAGAUUGACUCCAUCUCCAUCGAAGAGUUGGACUUGCUCUACCGCAUCCCAAACGCCUGUCCUAUCAGCUCCGAACACGGCUGGAACAUUGAUGAACUCCUCGAGCAGAUGUGGGAAAAGUUGCAACUGAAACGGAUAUAUACCAAACCCAAGGGGAAACAACCCGAUUACACGGCCCCAGUGGUUUUGAGGAAGAAUGCCUCCACCGUGGAAGAUUUUUGUAACGCGAUUCACAAGACCAUCGUUGAGCAGUUCAAGCAUGCCAUUGUCUACGGUCGCUCUGUAAAACACCAGCCUCAAAGAGUUGGCCUAGCCCACGAGCUGGCCGACGAGGAUAUCAUCACUAUCAUCAAAAAAUGA
Rhinocladiella mackenziei CBS 650.93 is the source of this 1104-nucleotide messenger RNA. RefSeq names its product ribosome-interacting GTPase 1. The coding region runs from base 1 to 1104 and encodes 367 amino acids. Gene Ontology annotation, cellular component: cytoplasm. NCBI's taxonomy places the organism in Eukaryota, Fungi, Ascomycota, Eurotiomycetes, Chaetothyriales, Herpotrichiellaceae. Gene Ontology annotation, molecular function: GTP binding; GTPase activity. The transcript has 3 exons. The record is from RefSeq and is a predicted model, not a curated record. Gene Ontology annotation, biological process: cytoplasmic translation.